AACAUGCUGUAAGUACUCGCGCUGUGCUGUAAGAGAAUUUGCAUCUUUCCCGAGUUCUUUAAAGUGUUCGAAAAAGGAAAGUGAUUCUUUGCAUAUUUGUAUAAACUGCAAACAUAACGAUAUGCCAGAAUGAGUUUAAAUUUGAAUUUAAUUGCGGCAGCAUGCGAUGGCAUGGGUAUUGGUGUAAAAGGAACUUUACCAUGGAAACUGAAAAGUGAAAUGGCUUUUUUUACAUCAAUGACUUCGAAUACGAAACACCCAGAUAAAAGGAAUGUUGUUCUUAUGGGACGAAGGACGUGGGAAUGCAUUCCAAAGAAGUACAGACCGUUACAAAAUCGAAUAAACAUAGUUCUAUCGUCGCAAUUUUUGGAUUACGGAAAAGAUGCGAUCGUAUGUAAAAACAUUCCACAUGCUCUUGAAAUCAUUGGAAAACCUCCACUGAAAGAUCAAAUUGAGAAUAUAUGGGUUAUAGGAGGCAGUUCUGUGUAUAAG
Molecule: messenger RNA, 492 nt
Organism: Ceratina calcarata
Lineage: Eukaryota; Metazoa; Arthropoda; Insecta; Hymenoptera; Apidae
Gene: Dhfr
Product: dihydrofolate reductase
Exons: 3
Biological process (GO): dihydrofolate metabolic process; tetrahydrofolate biosynthetic process; folic acid metabolic process
Cellular component (GO): mitochondrion
Molecular function (GO): NADP binding; dihydrofolate reductase activity
Source: RefSeq, a predicted model, not a curated record